ACACCUGUGCCUGGGGCGGCGGAGUUUCCCGCUGGCUCGCCCGGGGUCGGCGGCAGGUGAGAAGUCCGGCGGGCGGGACCCGCCUCCUCCGGGCUCCACCUGCGCCAGAGCGGAGGCUGCCCCGCAGUCGCGGCCAGAGAGCGCGCCGACCUCCGCGCCGAGGUAGUCCCGGGCGAGGUUUGCAAGAAGAUGGUGAGACUCCACAGGUCAGCCGGAGCCUUGGAGAGCUUGUGCCUUUGACGGAGGAGAGACCGCUCUCUGCGCGCCAUGGCCCACCUGACGCGGCUGCUCCGGCGGCACUACGGCCCACUGAAGCUGGCUUUGGUGGGCGUCGUCUUUGUCAUCUUCCUCUUCAUCAUGCAGAGAGAUGUGAGCAGCGGGGAUCAAAGGGAGGAGCCCUGGCUGAAGAACAUUGUGGACAGGAAGGAUCAGAUGAUCGACAUCAUGAUGGGGGCGGUCAACAAUAUCCGGGACUCCAUGCCCAAGCUGCAGAUCCGGGCUCCGGUUCAGCAGGAGGCCCUUGAGCAAGACACCAAGUCCUGCCUGCCCGGCUACUACACACCCGCAGAACUGAAGCCCUUCAUGGAGCGCCCUCCGCAGGACCCCAACAGCCCGGGGGCCGAUGGCAAAGCUUUCAAGAAGGACCAGUGGACGCAAGAAGAGACGAAGGAGAAGGAGCGGGGCUACGAGAAGCACUGCUUCAACGCCUACGCCAGUGACCGGAUUUCCCUCCAGAGGGCUCUGGGACCAGACACUAGGCCUCCUGAGUGCAUCGACCAAAAGUUCAAACGCUGCCCGCCCCUCCCGACCACCUCCGUUGUCAUCGUCUUCCAUAACGAGGCCUGGUCAACCUUGCUUCGCACUGUGUUCAGCGUCCUAUACUCCUCCCCAGCUAUAUUGCUAAAGGAAAUCAUUCUUGUGGAUGAUGCCAGUACAGAUGACUACUUGAAAGACGAGUUGGACAGCUAUGUGAAGCAACUGCAGAUAGUGAAGGUCGUCCGGCAGCUGGAAAGGAAGGGUCUGAUCACUGCCCGGUUGCUGGGUGCCAGCGUUGCCACGGGAGACGUGCUCACCUUCCUAGAUGCUCACUGUGAAUGUUUCCAUGGGUGGUUGGAGCCUCUCUUAUCGCGCAUUGCUGAGGAACCCACCGCUGUGGUCAGUCCAGAUAUCACCACCAUUGACUUGAACACUUUUGAGUUUUCCAAGCCAAUUCAGUAUGGGAAGCAGCACAGCCGGGGCAACUUCGACUGGAGCCUGACUUUUGGAUGGGAGUCCAUCCCUCAGCAUGAGAAGCAGAGAAGGAAAGAUGAGACUUAUCCCAUCAAGACUCCCACAUUUGCUGGCGGACUCUUUGCCAUUUCCAAGUCCUAUUUUGAGCACAUCGGCUCUUACGAUGAUCAGAUGGAAAUCUGGGGUGGGGAAAACGUGGAGAUGUCCUUUCGGGUUUGGCAGUGUGGGGGCCAGCUGGAGAUCAUCCCCUGCUCCGUGGUUGGCCACGUGUUCCGUUCCAAGAGUCCCCACACCUUCCCCAAAGGAACUCAAGUCAUCUCCAGGAACCAGGUGCGUCUGGCGGAAGUCUGGAUGGACGACUACAAGGAAAUCUUCUACAGAAGGAACCAGCAGGCCUCCCAGAUGGCUAGAGAGAAAACGUAUGGAGACCUCGCUGAGAGGCUUGAGCUGAAGGAGCGGUUACACUGCAAGAACUUCACCUGGUACCUACAAACCAUUUAUCCCGAGAUCUUCAUCCCAGACCUUACGCCAGCGUUUUACGGAGCCAUUAGAAAUGAGGGUGCCAAACGGUGCCUGGAUGUUGGAGAGAACAACCAUGGAGGGAAGCCGCUCAUCAUGUACCCCUGCCAUGGGAUGGGAGGCAAUCAGUACUUUGAAUACACAUCCCAGCGAGACCUGAGGCACAACAUCGGCAAGCAGCUCUGCCUCCGUUCCAAGAUGGGACCCGUGGAACUGGGAGACUGUCACUAUACAGGGAAGCACUCACGGGUGCCGGAAAAUGAAGAAUGGGAACUGACUAAUGAUCACCUCCUUAAAAAUGUGGCAUCUAACAAAUGUCUGUCUGCAAGGGGAGAGCAUCCUUCCAUGGCUUCCUGCAACUCUGCAGAUCCCCAUCAGCUUUGGUACUUCAGCUAAGCAAUCCUGGCCAAGACCACAUAGCCUGUUGCCAAGGUCCUCUUGUGAAAGUUUCUGUUCUCUUAAUUCCACUACCAAGAAGACAGAGGACAAGUUCAGAGAAAGAAGGGAACCCAGUCAAAUAUGCUGCGCAAUCACACUUGACUUACAAAACACUUUUGUGCCUUUGUGGGAUGGGAUAGUCAAAGAGGACACAGCGAACCUUGGUGUAUCUUUAGUUCUUUUUAAUUAAGUAAAAUUCCAAGCCAGUGAGUUUGCCCUUUAGAGUACCAUAAGUAUUGUUAAUCAAAGCUCCAUAUUGUGAGACGGACAACAACGGUGGUUUUAUUUUGCAGUAGAUUUAAGGUGGGGGGGCGUUGAUAGGAUGUAAAAUAUUUUUUUCCCUCUUAACUUUUGUAUGCUGUGAGCAGCGUAGGAAGUAGCAGUUUGCAGAGGUGCAGAGCCUGUCCUAAGAAAUAGUUUACCUGUGGGAUAGUUUGGGAAAUAACUGAUGCCAAAGAUAAGAAUGACUUUAAACUCUGUUACAUAGGAAAAGCAUCUUCUGGCCACACGGAGACUGUGGAAGGAGAAACUGCAUUGUAAAGACUUUGGGGGGACAUUUAUAAGAGUUUAUCAUCUGUGUUCCCCCCCCCCAAAAAAAAGAUCUUGCACACAGAUGCAGUGCAGAAACUGUUGUCCCCCCAAGUUUCAGUAGGUCAGGACUGCAUUUUACAAUAGUGUAACACUGGAGUGUGGUAUUGUUUUGUGGCUGAAAUCUUCACCUCUUUGCACAGCCCGUUGCCAGUGCCUUACCUUGUCAGGCCUCUCACCAUUGCGCUGCAAAUAAGUCCCUUUCUCUCUUUUUUAAAACAUCCUCAAGGCAGCUUAAUCCCUUUACCAAAGAGGGGAGAUGUACUCCCUGGACCUCAAACAAAGGAAUGAUGGAAGGGUAGCAUUUUUGCUAGGCCCUUCCUUACGACUCCCAGUGUCAGGGACCUGGUGUGCCUUUCUGAUCGCUGCAAUCCAGACCUCCAGAGGCCUUUGACAUGAACUUGACCCCCUCCCCACCUGUUUGAUUGUACACUGUGAUGCCUUAGAGCAAGGAAAGCUGCUAAUGUGCCUAUAUUUUUUAAGGCCAGAUGAAGAAGCUGCUUGCUUUGAGGGAACGGAUGCUGCAGAAACCUGCAGAAUCACCUUCAUGGAUGGGAUUGUAGAGACUACCCAACAGGGAAUGAGUGUGUGCGUGCCUGUCUUUACAAAAACACCUGCUGAAGUAAAUUAGAACAUGAUAUACUGCUAGUUGCAGUUGCCUGAUGGAGCAAAACCCUGUUUUCCUCAUUUGUUUUGUAUGCUGUUAAGAAAAAUAGCUUAUUUGUUUUGGGGAUGUCACUGGAGGUGGGGAUUUUUAUUUUUUUUCCAAAUGCAAGCCCAAGAUGCUGUUCAGCCACAAAGCAGCAGCUUCGUCGUGACUUCACAAUGAGCCUCUUCUUACCCAUAGCUUGAUUAGCUAUUGCACUGUCCAUUUAAUGCAAAGUGUAGAGAUGAAUUUGAAGGAAAAUGUACCUCCAGAACAUCCUAAGAAUUGGGUGUUUUUGAGCACACUACACUUUAAAAGCCGUUUGUUUGUGGCGUUUUUUGAAGAAAGACCAAAGGUGCUGACUGUUUCCCUAGAUUUUGAAUGCAGAGGUGACAUUGGUUUUCCCGUUGUGUUCAUUUCCAGGAAGGCUUUAGCUGAAAGGCAAAGACCUGCCUCGGGUAAAUUUCCAACUGGAAAUAAUAAAACUUAAAAUUCUAUUUUACAAGA
Podarcis muralis (Common wall lizard) is the source of this 3928-nucleotide messenger RNA. It is a transcript of the gene GALNT6, whose product is annotated as polypeptide N-acetylgalactosaminyltransferase 6. Gene Ontology annotation, cellular component: Golgi apparatus. Gene Ontology annotation, molecular function: polypeptide N-acetylgalactosaminyltransferase activity. Gene Ontology annotation, biological process: protein O-linked glycosylation. Lineage: Eukaryota; Metazoa; Chordata; Lepidosauria; Squamata; Lacertidae. The record is from RefSeq and is a predicted model, not a curated record.